Messenger RNA from Dioscorea cayenensis subsp. rotundata (Guinea yam), 2936 nucleotides. RefSeq names its product cullin-1. Gene Ontology annotation, biological process: ubiquitin-dependent protein catabolic process; protein ubiquitination. The transcript is spliced from 20 exons. Lineage: Eukaryota; Viridiplantae; Streptophyta; Magnoliopsida; Dioscoreales; Dioscoreaceae. Gene Ontology annotation, cellular component: cullin-RING ubiquitin ligase complex. The record is from RefSeq and is a predicted model, not a curated record. Gene Ontology annotation, molecular function: ubiquitin protein ligase binding. The coding region runs from base 172 to 2406 and encodes 744 amino acids.
GGGAGACAUCUCCCCGUCCUUUCACCAGCGCCCUUCUUUCCUCUCAAAGCGCCGACUCCUCCUCCUCCUUCGAUUCCUCCAGAUUUUCUAGGGUUAGGGUUUGUGUUUUCCUUCAGAAUUUGAGGGGUUUGAUCUUUUGGUUGUUGGGGAAGAGCUGGGGGACGGGGAAGGAUGGCGAUGCAUGAGAGGAAGACGAUAGAUCUGGAGCAAGGAUGGGAGUUCAUGCAGAAGGGGAUUACCAAGCUGAAGAAUAUCCUUGAAGGACUUCCUGAAUCGCAGUUCAGCUCUGAGGAUUAUAUGAUGCUUUAUACGACGAUUUAUAAUAUGUGCACGCAGAAACCGCCGCAUGAUUACUCGCAGCAGCUGUAUGAUAAGUAUCGGGAAUCGUUUGAGGAGUAUAUUAAUGCGACGGUAUUACCAUCACUAAGGGAGAAGCAUGAUGAGUUUAUGUUGAGAGAACUAGUGAAGAGAUGGUCUAAUCAUAAAGUUAUGGUCAGAUGGCUUUCUCGCUUUUUUCAUUAUCUUGAUCGUUAUUUUAUUGCUCGGAGAUCACUUCCUGCACUCAAUGAAGUUGGGCUGACUUGCUUUCGUAAUUUGGUAUAUCAAGAAAUCAAUGGAAAAGUGAGAGAUGCUGUGAUUUCUUUGAUUGAUCAAGAACGGGAAGGGGAGCAGAUUGAUCGGGCAUUAUUGAAGAACGUCUUGGAUAUAUUUGUGGAAAUUGGGCUGGGAAGUAUGGAUUGUUAUGAAAAUGAUUUUGAAGCAGCCAUGCUCAAAGAUACUGCAGCCUAUUAUUCUCGAAAAGCAUCAAAUUGGAUUUUGGAGGACUCGUGCCCAGAUUACAUGUUAAAGGCUGAGGAGUGCUUGAAGAGAGAGAAGGAUAGAGUUUCUCAUUAUCUGCACUCUAGCAGCGAGCAGAAGUUGUUGGAGAAAGUGCAACAUGAAUUGCUAUAUGUAUAUGCAAGUCAACUUCUGGAAAAGGAACAUUCUGGAUGCCAUGCCUUGCUUCGAGAUGACAAGGUCGAUGAUCUUUCAAGGAUGUAUAGACUAUUUUGUAGGAUACCUCGUGGUUUGGAUCCUGUUUCCUUGAUUUUUAAGCAGCAUGUCACUGCUGAAGGUACAGCCUUAGUCAAACAAGCAGAAGAUGCCGCAAGUAACAAAAAGGCCGAGAAAAAAGAUGUGGUCGGCUUGCAAGAGCAGGUUUUUGUUCGCAAGGUCAUUGAACUGCAUGACAAAUACUUGGCCUAUGUAAAUGAUUGCUUUCAGAACCACUCCCUUUUCCAUAAGGCACUCAAAGAGGCCUUUGAAGUUUUCUGCAAUAAAGGUGUUGCUGGUAGUUCAAGUGCCGAGUUGUUGGCUACUUUUUGUGAUAACAUACUAAAGAAGGGUGGCAGCGAGAAAUUAAGUGAUGAAGCUAUUGAAGAGACACUUGAAAAGGUGGUUAAAUUGCUUGCAUAUAUCAGUGAUAAGGAUCUUUUUGCUGAGUUUUACCGGAAAAAACUUGCACGAAGGUUGCUGUUUGACAAAAGUGCCAAUGAUGAUCAUGAGAGGAGUAUUUUGACAAAGUUGAAGCAGCAAUGUGGAGGGCAGUUCACUUCCAAGAUGGAGGGCAUGGUAACUGAUUUAACCCUGGCUAGAGAAAAUCAAUCGAGCUUUGAGGAAUAUCUUAACAGUAAUGCAAAUGCAAAUCCUGGAAUUGAUCUCACAGUUACCGUUCUAACUACUGGAUUUUGGCCAAGCUAUAAAACCUUCGACCUCAACCUUCCAGCAGAAAUGGUCAAGUGUGUGGAAGUGUUCAAAGAGUUCUAUCAGACAAAAACCAAACACAGAAAACUGACAUGGAUAUAUUCAUUAGGUACCUGCAACAUCAAUGGAAAGUUUGAGCCUAAAACCAUGGAGCUAAUUGUGACUACUUACCAGGCAUCUGCGCUACUAUUAUUUAAUGCCUCAGACAGAUUAAGUUAUUCAGAGAUUAUGGCUCAACUGAACUUGACGGAUGAUGAUGUAGUUAGAUUGCUCCACUCUCUUUCUUGUGCGAAAUACAAGAUCCUUAAUAAAGAGCCAAAUACUAAAAACAUCUCGCCUACUGACUAUUUUGAGUUCAAUUCAAAGUUUACGGACAAAAUGAGACGUAUCAAGAUACCGCUUCCACCAGUGGACGAGAAAAAGAAGGUGAUAGAAGAUGUAGAUAAGGACCGAAGGUAUGCUAUUGAUGCGUCAAUUGUUCGUAUUAUGAAGAGCCGUAAAGUGUUAGGCCACCAACAGCUGGUUAUGGAGUGUGUGGAGCAGCUUGGACGCAUGUUUAAGCCGGAUUUCAAGGCUAUCAAGAAGCGAAUUGAGGACUUGAUAACAAGAGACUAUUUGGAGAGGGAUAAGGACAACCCCAACACGUACAGGUACUUGGCUUGAUUGGUGUUUCUUCGUGUUGAGGCAUGUUAUCUACCGAUCAUUCUAUCUAAAGAAAGAAGAAAUGCCCCCGAGAACAAGACCUCCAAUAAAAGCUCACAUUACCAUGCUUCUGCAAAAUCUUGUCAUAAAUCAUAUAUUCCGAUGCUCUGUAGUAUAUAUCUUUCUUGAAGCCCUGCUAUGACAAGAUAAACAUCUGCCGUUGUAAAUUGUGUGGUUCUUGUUUUCCGCCUGUUAUCGCAUUUUGAUAUUGUUAUAGCCUUUCUUCAGGCCAAUACUUCCUAUCCUUAUACACCAAAUUAUUAAAAUGUAGGCUGCAAAAUUUAAGUCUUUACAGGCUUUUAACUGUCGUAUCUCCUGUUUUAUGGAACCUGUUUAGUUUUUAUAAUGUCAGAUGUCUUAUGUCGAAGAGGCUGCUAUAAGCUCUUCUACCUUCAUUUCUUGGUGAGCUCUUUUACUUGUUAAAUGUCUUAUGUUGAAGUGCCUAUCUGCUCUUCUACUGUAAUUUCCUGGCGAGCUCUUUUUGUUUUCAA